Prunus armeniaca (apricot) is the source of this 333-nucleotide messenger RNA. NCBI's taxonomy places the organism in Eukaryota, Viridiplantae, Streptophyta, Magnoliopsida, Rosales, Rosaceae. The record is from the annotation of a GenBank genome assembly.
AUGAUCGUGAAUCCUCCUUUCCAGGGGAGUAAUGAUAUCAAAUCCUUGCCAUCAAUGGAACUGCAAAGUUGGUGCAUGGCUCACACAAAAAGAGCCCAGUUUUUCAAGCUCAUUCCAAUAUCACUCUUUGAUCUUGUGGACAAGUGCCUGACAGUAAACCCAAGGCUGAGGAUCGGCGCAGAGGAAGCUGUGAGGCAUGAAUUCUUUGCCUCGUGCCUUGAGAGCUUGAGGAGGCAGAAGAUGUUCAGGCGUGAGGUUAUGAGUACCCAGAAUGAUCUUCUUGUACAUGAAGUAAAGUGUAAUGUAGUUUUGAUCAACAUAUUUGAACAAUGA